Messenger RNA from Topomyia yanbarensis, 2035 nucleotides. Its product is annotated as gametogenetin-binding protein 2-like. Bases 97 to 1959 code for a protein of 620 amino acids. The transcript has 6 exons. The record is from RefSeq and is a predicted model, not a curated record. Gene Ontology annotation, cellular component: nucleus; cytoplasm. NCBI's taxonomy places the organism in Eukaryota, Metazoa, Arthropoda, Insecta, Diptera, Culicidae.
UUUUGUAAUUUGACAUUUGCCAGAACCAGUGACGUGUGUACUUGUGGGAUCUAAAAUAUUUUAAGGCAUAAAUCAUUUUAAAACACCUCGUGCAUAAUGGCUAAACUGACAUAUUUGUAUCGUUCCGAUGAAGUGAACUGUGUAAAGGUAUCUAAACGACAAAUUCCUCUGAUUGGUGGAGAAAAUUUAAUGAUGCUAAUGGAUUUAAACUCAAAAGGCCUCGUUUUCGAUCAGCCUCCAAUUAAGGGUCUUGAAUUAGAGGAAUUCACUAAAAAAUAUCAGCUUUUAUCACUUGCUGAGUUACGUGUCUCAUUACAAGUUUCUACAACAGAUUUUACAGCAAUAUUAAGCCAAAAUGUGCCUUGCGUUGGAUGCAGAAGGAGUGUUGAAAGGCUGUUUUAUCAAUUGAUGCUUUCUGGGCAUCCAACAUUUGAUCCAGUUGUAAUAACAAGUAAAGGCAUCCUGACUAUAAGUGAAGAGAAAAUCAGGUCUCCGCAAUCAAUUUGCACAUUGCUUCACAAGCAUAAAACCCUUUUGGAUGGGCUGUUGGAAAAUCAACUACGGAAUCGGAAAAAAAUACGGUGCAAUCUACAUUCGUUAGAAUCUUUUCGAUCACGUCCAUUUUCAGAGACAUGGGUAGAAGUGUGGAACUGCAUGAACCAACAAUGCAAAGAUGAAGUUGCAGUGGUAGAGGCUUCUGAAUUGCAAACCACGCUUGACGCAUAUCUCAGAAAACAUAAGUUUUGUCAAGAGUGUCGCUCAAAGGUCGAAAAGGCAUACUGCUUGUUAGUUUACGAAAGUAAUCCUACGAAGGAACAAGGAUAUGCUGCCCAUUUGUAUUCUGGUAUCAAACGUUGUCUAAUGGAUAAGCAUAUUCAUUUGCAAACUAAGCAUGAAUACAUCGAUGGGCUAAUCAAGCGAGCCGAACCUGAGUUGAAUGGCAGAACUACUAAAAAUCGUGAGCGACACGCAAAGACACUUGAAAUCGCCCAAGACGAAGUUCUAACAUGCAUUGGAAUGUGUCUUUACGAAAAACUAAGGCGUAUAAGCGUUUGUCUUCACGAAGAAGAAAAUGCGUGUCAAGUGUUUUCAGCUGUUGCUGUGUACGCGUUGAGGCGGAGCUUUGAUAUGGCUGUGGAGCAAAAGCAAGGAAUAAGCAACUUAGAAUUACUUUAUGAAGAAAUUAGCCGCGAAGAGAAAUGCAAGGAACAAAAAAGAGAACAGAAAAAGUUGAAGAAACGAAGGAAGCGAAAUGAAAAAAAACAUCUGGGGGAUAUUGCACCUGGUUUAGAACGAUUCAAAAUGGAGCCAGUUUUUAAAGGAUGUUUUUGUACGACUGUAGAACGUAGCUACGAAGAAACACAGUUGAAUACGAACACGAUUGUUUGUAACGCUACCAUAAUUGACACUCAAGAAUCGUUGGGAAACAUUAAUCACAAGGGCAGUAGUUUUCUCAAAUCUGAUAUAGUAUCAAAUAUAUGUAAAUCAUGCGACGAAACAAAUACUAGGGAUAUGUGUACGCCUUGCGCAUUAAACGAUGGUGGAUAUUCUUCUGAAGCACAUAAUACAGAGUCAUCUCAUCUGGGAUCAAGAACAUCAAGUAUUGUUAGUACCCCCGAGGGGUCCGAAGUAGCAUGUUCAGAUGGCUUUUGUAAUCACGAUAGUUUACCACCAUUGAGAAAGACUGCACUUAUAGAACAAGCUCAUAGUAUUAGAAAGUCACAGGCUGUGAGGUCGAGUGUGACAAGACCCACGAUGACUCUGCAAGAAAUGUUGGAUAAAUCUUCAACUGAAGAUGACGAUACUGAAAUGGAUGUUAUUCCACAUGAACACAUAUUAGCGUUUAAAUUACGAAGUAAUAUUAUUAGACAGCAAAGGGAGGCACUUCGCAAACAACUUUUGAAUAACUUUAAACGAUUAUGCAUUAACCAAUGUAAAAAGGAGCUUCAUGAUGAAUAGUAGAAAUACAUAAAAUUAUGUAUUUAAUAAUUAGCAAUUCAAUUUGUAUAAUAAAUCGCUUAAAAAGCUUUCCCCA